GACCUACCUACCUACCAUAUGGAAGCUUAAACUCAAAGAAGACAAUUAAGAAUCCGGAAGCUUCAUUGUAAAAUGUUGAAGGGUUUCCGCUAGCUAAGUAGUGUUUAAGCGUCUGGAUAUUUUUUCGGGGUUUCGUUCUUCUUAGGGCUGUUUCAGUUGUGCAUAUCAAAAUGAGUCGGCCGCAUGAUGGGCAUCCACCAGCCUUUCCUUUUGGGAACCCAUUCCGAAUGAUCUUUCCCAGGAGAUCGCACCAGUCUCCAAAGAUUGUGGGACUCUUAAAUUCCUUUGAAGAAAAUUUGGCAGAAAGGAUGAAGAAGCUCAAGCUGAAAGACCAGGGCUCUGUCCUUAGCUUGUUCUGGAUGAGAUUAGCAAUGGAGUUGCUUUCUGAAACCUAUGCUGACAUUAAAGUUCUCAUUACUGACCUUCAGUUCCCUGUUGCUGAUUGGGAUGAGAAAUUGAUGGAUAUCUACUUGGAUAAUAGCGUGAAGUUGCUUGACAUUUGUCUUGCCUAUAGUUCUGAGCUUGCUCGGAUCAACCAAGCUCAUCUCUUGCUUCAAUGUGUUCUCCAUAUUUUGGACACCUCUAGAGCCUCUCUGUCACAGGAGCAACUUUUGUGUGCCCAUUCUUCUCUUGGCGAUUGGAUGAAGCAGAUUAGUCUCAGAAACCCAAAGCUUGAGAACUGUUCUACCAUCUUAAAUGGUCUCAUCGAAUCACUUCACUUGAAUAAGGUUAAGAACUCAACAAAGGGGAAGGUUUUGAUACGAGCUAUGUACGGGGUCAAGGUUCAGACAACAUUUGUCUGUAGCAUAUUUGCAGCCACUUUCUCAGGCUCCUCAAAGCCAUUGGUGGAUUUGCAUGUUGCUGACAAGUUCUUGUGGGCAGAGGUUUUCAUUGAUUUGCAGGCUAAUGUAAAUGGAGUGGUUAGGAGUCUAGCUUCAAAUGGAAGUCCUACACUGUUGAAAGAGCUUGAAGCUGUUGAAGUAAAUGUUAAGAGGUUGUAUCCUUUGAUUGGCAGCGAUGGUAAUGGGCCUGUUGAAGAAGAAACGCUGCAAAAUUCUGUUUUGGACUUGAGAAAGAGUUCUGAAAGGCUUGUGCAAGGGUUGGAUCUUCUUUCGAAGGAAGUAGAGGGCUUCUUCCAAAUCGUUCUGACUGGCCGUGAUGCUUUGCUUGGUAAUUUAAGAGUAGACAAUUCUGACUCUUACAGCAGAACGGAGAACAAUGUUGAGAGCAGGUUGUGAGGUGAUGAUGGGUGGUGCAAAGUUACUUUGGGUAUGUAGUAGUUUACAAAGUUAUCUGAUUGGUCUAAUGUCUGCAAUGCUUUCAGGCCUCUUGGAGUGUAAGUUGUGUGACACUGAUGUUGUAUCAAUAUGUUGUAUUUCAAAAUAUGUAUGUAUUAUGUAUUGUCGUGAUACAAUUAAGAAAAUUGUUUCUGGUGAGCA
Molecule: messenger RNA, 1439 nt
Organism: Macadamia integrifolia
Lineage: Eukaryota; Viridiplantae; Streptophyta; Magnoliopsida; Proteales; Proteaceae
Product: UPF0496 protein 4-like
Exons: 2
Coding region: 171-1238 (355 amino acids)
Source: RefSeq, a predicted model, not a curated record